This is a messenger RNA of Lodderomyces jiufengensis, 798 nucleotides long. RefSeq names its product 1-(5-phosphoribosyl)-5- ((5-phosphoribosylamino)methylideneamino)imidazole-4-carboxamide isomerase. The record is from RefSeq and is a predicted model, not a curated record. Bases 1 to 798 code for a protein of 265 amino acids. Lineage: Eukaryota; Fungi; Ascomycota; Pichiomycetes; Serinales; Debaryomycetaceae. Gene Ontology annotation, molecular function: 1-(5-phosphoribosyl)-5-[(5-phosphoribosylamino)methylideneamino]imidazole-4-carboxamide isomerase activity. Gene Ontology annotation, cellular component: cytoplasm. The transcript has a single exon. Gene Ontology annotation, biological process: L-tryptophan biosynthetic process; L-histidine biosynthetic process.
AUGACCAAAUUUAGAGGUUGUAUAGAUAUACAUUCAGGUCAAGUGAAACAAAUAGUAGGUGGAACACUAACAUCGAACGAACAAGAUUCCAGCACUAAAGAAAAUUUCGUAUCAACAAAACCAUCAUCAUACUAUGCACAAUUAUAUAAAGAUCAUAAUCUAAAAGGUUGUCAUGUCAUUAAACUAGGGUCCAGUCAAGCCAAUGAUGAAGCUGCGGAAUUGGCAUGCAAAACAUGGCCAAAUGGAUUACAAGUUGGUGGAGGGAUCAAUUUAGAUAAUGCACAAGAUUGGUUAAAUAAAGGAGCUUCACAAAUUAUUAUAACGAGUUGGUUAUUUAGCGACAACAAUGGUACAAUGGAGUUGGAUUUUAAUAAACUUGCUCAAAUAAGUAAGAGGGUGGGGAAAGAUAAGUUGAUUGUUGAUCUAAGUUGUAGAACAGUUGGUGAAAAUGAAUGGUAUGUUGCAAUGAAUAAAUGGCAAACUACUACAGGAAAUAAAUUAAGUAAAGAAUUUUUGGAGAAAGUUAGUCAAUAUUGUGAUGAAUUGCUAAUACAUGCAGCUGACGUUGAGGGAUUAUGUAAAGGAAUAGAUGAAAAAUUAGUGGAAAAAUUAGGUAAAUGGUGUCCUGAAAAUUGUAGUAUAGUUUACGCUGGUGGUGCAAAAUCAAUAGACGAUUUACAACUAGUCAAUGAAUUGAGUGAUGGUAAAGUUGAUCUUACAUUUGGAAGUGCAUUAGAUAUAUUUGGUGGUAAAUUAGUUAAAUUUGAUGAUUUAAUUAAAUGGAAUCUAAAUAAUUAG